Molecule: messenger RNA, 1812 nt
Organism: Hydra vulgaris (swiftwater hydra)
Lineage: Eukaryota; Metazoa; Cnidaria; Hydrozoa; Anthoathecata; Hydridae
Source: RefSeq, a predicted model, not a curated record
AUUUGAGGCUUGUACGUUUAUUUUUAUUUAAAAAAGAUAUAAAAGUUCGUAACCAAAUUUUUUCAAUUUGUAAUCAACUAAAUACGCCGCCAUCUUGGGAGGCCAAAAUUGGCUUCAAAAAAUUUGCUGUAUACGCCAUCCAGUUAUAUUUGAGAUCAGUGAAAUGGGAAACAAAAGCAGUUUGAUUAAAAAAGAAGAAAAAAACACAUCAAAUGAUAUUUUUCUAUCUAACGAUGCUUUUUUAUCUAAUGAGGUUGAAAAUGAAGACACAAAUAUAUAUCAACAGAUAAGAGUAAUUGUUAUUGGAGCUGGUUGUAUUAAAAGAAAAAUUUGCUGAUACUGUAAUCAUUGCUACAUUAGAUGAUUUGCAUUAUGAGCCGUGUCUUGCAUUUGCCAAUCUAGGCUACCACAUCCUUUGUGAAAAACCUAUGGCUCCCACUGAAGAAGAGUGUGAAAAAAUGGUAGAAGCAGCAAAACAAAACAACAUAAUACUUGCUAUAGGCCAUGUUAUGCGUUAUACCAACCAUUACAUGACUGUAAAGAAACUCAUUGAUGAUGGAUCAAUAGGAGAGUUGAUUGGUAUUCAGCACCUAGAGCCAGUUGGUUGGUGGCAUUUUGCUCAUUCCUUUGUACGUGGUAAUUGGAGAAAAACCGUGUGUGAUAUUGGAUCAUUAAUGACAAAAUCUUGUCAUGACCUUGAUCUGAUUAAAUUUUUUUUUGGAAGUGCAAAGUGCACCAAAAUUCAGUCAUUUGGCAGUCUAGUUCAUUUUACAUCUACUAAAAAACCUCUCGAAGCUAGCGAUAGAUGCUUAGACUGUAGCAUCGAAAAGGUUUGUCCAUACUCAGCAGUAAGGCAGUAUUUGGGUCCUGUUAAACAAGGUUUUCCAGAUACGUUUUGUCACGUUGUAUGUGACAUACCUGAUAUAGAAAACAUGACUGAAGCAUUACGCACCGGACCAUAUGGGCGGUGUGUUUAUAAUUCCGACAACAAUGUGUGUGAUUACCAAGUUGUUAACAUGGAGUUUGAAGGGAACAAAUAUGCAUCAUUUACAAUGUCUGCUUUUACUAAAGAUGUUUGCUCAAGAAAAAUCACUAUAAUGGGUUCGAAAGGUCGCAUUAUUUGUGAUGGUAAUAAUUUUGAACUUUUUCAGUUUGAUACUAUGAAAACAUCAAUAUUCAAAUCUCGGCGACCCAAAGAAGAAACAAGUAUGUCUGGUCAUGGAUUUGCUGAUUAUUACCUAAUGAAAUCAUUCGUAAAAUCUGUAGCCUCUAAUAACAAAGAUUUGGUGAAAUCCGGACCCGAAGAUAGUCUAAGGGGACAUCGACUUGUUUUUGCAGCGGAAAGAUCAAGAUUAUUGGGCGGUGAAAUGUUAAAGGUGGACAUCUAAAAAUAACUUUAAAAGAUGAAAUUAAUAUCUAAAAAGUUCAUAUUUUUUAAGAUGAAGUUUUGAAAUUAGUACAUAAUUAUAUUUUCUUUGUUCUGAAAUGAGCUGGCUGACUUUGUACCCAAAAUGAGCGGGCUGUAAAUUUGAAAUAAUUACAACUUUUAAACUCUCAAGUAUAUUUUGAUAAAAUUUUAAACUUGUCAAUAUACUUUAUUUUUUUCAAUGCUGUUAUAGUUAGAACUUUUAAACUCUCAAGUAUAUUUUAACAAAAUUUUUAACUUGUCAAUAGACUUUUUUUUUGCAAUGUUAUUUCGGUGUUUUAGAUAAUAUUAAUAUCAGAUAAUAUUAGAAUUUAUUCCGGUAUUUAAUUGUUUCCAAUGGUUUUUUAAUGUUGUUUGAUAAUAUUCUAGUAGUAUUUUUGACGUUA